AUGACUUGUGGCUGGACCUGUGGCUUGCGAUAUUGCAAACUCCACCAGCCACACAUCACGAAUCACACCUCCACCAUCACCACUCAACCUCCACUUCUCACCACCAACUCACGACGCUUCUUGGCUUCGAUGCAGCACCAACCCACCCACACCUCUUCUCUUCCCCCCUCUCCCCCUUCACAAGCACCAUAUCGGCACCUCACUCACACCUCGGAGCUUUUCAGCUGCAGCGCAACAUCAAACGUCUCUAUCCCUUGCCCGUCACCUUGUCCCCCGGCCUUUCCAAUGUUGCAUCGCAUGACGGCUCACAUUCAUUGCCCAGGCCUUGUCUCUCCGCCCGCAGUGCAGCCCUGUCUCGUUGCCAUUUGCUUUCUGUCUGACUCUGUCACGGAGUCACAGCUGACCGCGAAGUCUAGGAAUCCACCGCAAUCAAUCUGUGUAACACAGCGCAGACCACGUCAACAAACGCCCAUCACGUCGCCCAAGGGCCAAACAUUACGCAGUAUGUGUGUGUGUGUGUGUGUGACAGCUACAACCGCAGCACACUGUCACCAGUCACCACACCCCAUCCGACGUUCCCAGCUCUGCUAUAUAACCUGCUCCCUGCGGUUAUUAAUUUAG
Colletotrichum abscissum is the source of this 621-nucleotide messenger RNA. RefSeq lists its product as uncharacterized. The record is from RefSeq and is a predicted model, not a curated record. The transcript has a single exon. NCBI's taxonomy places the organism in Eukaryota, Fungi, Ascomycota, Sordariomycetes, Glomerellales, Glomerellaceae. The coding region runs from base 1 to 621 and encodes 206 amino acids.